AUGACUUCCGCAAAUAUCCGCAUUCCCGACCUCUCCACCUCCUAUGCCAUCAUCGGGAGCAACUCAAGAGUUGAUAUAGGGAGAACAUUAUCCCAAUCCCUCUACCGAUUCACCCAUUUAAACGUGAGAAAGCAUGUCGGACAGACAAUACAACCUCCUGGUUAUCUCGAGGAGCUCGAUUCGGAUGAAAGGAAUGUGACGUUUGCAUUGAACAACGGCACCGUGGCUAUGAAGUUGGCCAAGGAUUUCUUCUCCCUCGAACUCUGGUAUGACUAUUCUAUGUCGAAGCACAUAUGUGACGCAUUCACCCUAUUCAAUAUCACUGGAGUCAACUUCCCAAGUUUCAACAUUUACAUACCAAGGGAUGACAGCAAGAUUUGGGCCGAUAUAUCCCACGAUUAUUGGUUCUCUACCAAUGCCUUCUUGACCGAAAGAAUACCACCAAUCCCAGCCAGUCUUCAAAUUUCCUUAAGGAUGGCCUUCUUCAAGAGACUCAAUGAGGUGCCAGUAACAGAUGAACUGGUAACCCACGAUUGUCUGGUACAUCUAUACUUCGGCUCUCUUGAGGGUAAGACUCAACACUUGGAAAAUGGACCACCACAAAACUUCGAACUCCAUCUCAACCACAUGAUUGAGUUAAAGCUGGACAGCCCUUUCUAUUUCGCCGUAGUUAGAGACAUGGCAACUACUCUGGCGGCUCUACACUGGGUCGCAGGUACAGCCGCAAAUGGUGUCAAGUUUGUUUUGGGUGGUCCUCGAGAAAGCCAGAAGCGUGAUGCCACCACUGUGGGAUACGAUCAAGUCUUUGUAUGGGCAUAUAAUUUUGACGAGGCGGGAUGCAUACCGUUACACGAAACUGGUGUGGCCAUGGCAGUUGACGCAUAUAUGAACAACGAACCGUACUACCCAAGGCCUUUUCAAGACGAUCCUACGGCAAAAUACGUGUGGCUUGUUUUCAAGGAAGCCUACCUGAGCGUUUCCAGGACUAUUUUCGCUUCUUGUGAUUCCUAUUGGCGCCAAUUUCCUCCUCUCUUUAUAAGAGGGAUCGAAGAUAAGCUGAUGGACAGGGGGUCGGCUGCUUAG
Messenger RNA from Fusarium sp. VM40, 1083 nucleotides. NCBI's taxonomy places the organism in Eukaryota, Fungi, Ascomycota, Sordariomycetes, Hypocreales, Nectriaceae. The record is from the annotation of a GenBank genome assembly.